Molecule: messenger RNA, 738 nt
Organism: Fomitopsis serialis
Lineage: Eukaryota; Fungi; Basidiomycota; Agaricomycetes; Polyporales; Fomitopsidaceae
Product: cyclophilin
Exons: 5
Coding region: 72-560 (162 amino acids)
Biological process (GO): protein peptidyl-prolyl isomerization; protein folding
Molecular function (GO): peptidyl-prolyl cis-trans isomerase activity
Source: RefSeq, a predicted model, not a curated record
ACGUGCCUCUUAAGAGGUGCUCUCUGCGCUGCUCCACACACCACUCUUUCCUUUCCUUCAGCCCGGUCGACAUGUCGGACAUAUUCUUUGACAUCACCGUCGACGGCAAGCCGCUCGGCCGCAUCACCUUCAAGCUCUACGACGACGUGGUCCCCAAGACCGCGAAGAACUUCCGCGAGCUCACGACCGGCCAGCACGGCUUUGGCUACAAGGGCUCGUCCUUCCACCGCAUCAUCCCCAACUUCAUGCUCCAGGGUGGCGACUUCACCCGCGGUAAUGGCACCGGUGGCAAGUCCAUCUACGGCGAGAAGUUCGAGGAUGAGAACUUCAAGCUCAAGCACUCGAAGCCCGGCCUUCUGUCGAUGGCGAACGCCGGCAAGAACACGAACGGCUCGCAGUUCUUCAUCACCACGGUCGUGACGUCUUGGCUCGAUGGCGCCCACGUCGUCUUCGGCGAGGUCGUCGAGGGCCUCGACAUCGUGAGGAAGAUCGAGUCGCUCGGCUCCGCCUCUGGCACGCCCAAGGCGAAGAUCACCAUCGCCGACAGCGGUGUCUUGUAAGCACGCCCCCGACGGCGUGUGGGGGUGAAGAAGAGCAAAGAAGAUAACAUAUUGUGUAUAUCAUUGAGGGUGUGGUGCUUGUGCCUCGCCUUUGUGUUACAAUAGAACUGUUUGAGGAGUUGGUGUGUGUUGUGUCACCCGAACGUUUGAAGCAUCCCAUGAUGGAGUACCCAUCGAA